Molecule: messenger RNA, 1874 nt
Organism: Taeniopygia guttata (zebra finch)
Lineage: Eukaryota; Metazoa; Chordata; Aves; Passeriformes; Estrildidae
Gene: PSMD8
Product: proteasome 26S subunit, non-ATPase 8
Biological process (GO): proteasome-mediated ubiquitin-dependent protein catabolic process
Cellular component (GO): cytosol; proteasome regulatory particle; proteasome regulatory particle, lid subcomplex
Source: RefSeq, a predicted model, not a curated record
CGACCCCAAAAAGACCUCAGGAACCCCAAAAUCACUUGGGUGACCCCAAAACCGUCCUGGGAACCCCCAAAAUCCGCGGGGCCCCUCAGGGGAGAGAACCGCCGUAAAGCGCCGCCGCGAAGCGCUCGCUGCCAUGGUUACCGCCACGUCCCCAUGGUAACACAUACGCCCGGGUGGGCCGUAAAGCGCGACGCCGUAAAACGCGCUGGGUUUGGGCGGUGCGCUGCCGUUGCCGUGGCAACGCGGGUUAGGGUUAGUCUGGGCGGUGCCGUACGGCGCGGGGCGCGUUGCCGGGUGACAGCCGUAAAGCGCGCAGGGCGGCGCGGCAGUGUCGCGUUGCGCGCAGUCAUGGCGGUGCCGAACGGGGCCGGGACCGGGACCGGGACCGGGACGGGCCCGGGGGGACCCGGGGGAGGCCUCAGGGCCGCGGCCGGGCUCUACGAGCAGCUCAAGGGCGAAUGGGGCCGCAAGAGCCCCAACCUGGCCAAGUGCGGGGAGGCGCUGGGCAGGCUGAAGGUGGCUCUGCUGGACCUGAACUUCCUCCCCACCUCCGGCUCCGCCAUGACCAAGCAGCAGCUGAUCCUGGCCCGGGAUAUUUUGGAGAUUGGAGCCCAGUGGAGCAUCCUGAGGAAGGACAUUCCCUCCUUCGAGCGUUACAUGGCCCAGCUCAAGUGCUACUACUUCGACUACAAGGAGGAGCUGCCCGAGUCGGCGUCGCGGCACCAGCUGCUGGGGCUGAACCUGCUGUUCCUGCUGUCCCAGAACCGCGUGGCCGAGUUCCACACCGAGCUGGAGCGGCUCCCGGCGCCCGACAUCCAGGGGAACCUCUUCAUCCGGCACCCCGUGUCCCUGGAGCAGUACCUGAUGGAGGGCAGCUACAACAAAGUGUUCCUGGCCAAGGGCAACAUCCCAGCAGAGAGCUACACCUUCUUCAUCGACAUCCUGCUGGACACCAUCAGGGACGAGAUCGCGGGCUGCAUCGAGGCCGCCUACGAGCGGAUCCUGUUCCCCGAGGCGGCGCGGAUCCUCUUCUUCAGCUCGCCCCGCAAGAUGACCGACUACGCCAAAAAGCGGGGCUGGGUGCUGGGUCCCUCCAACUAUUACAGUUUUGGGGGGCGGCAGCAGAAAGCCGAGGACCCCCCGAUCCCCUCGACGGAGUUGGCCACGCAGGUGAUCGAGUACGCCCGGCAGCUGGAGAUGAUCGUCUGAAAAACACCAAAUUCCUCCUUUGCCUCUUUAGUCCCUUUUUUUUUUUUUUGUGGGUUUUUUUUCCCGCCUUUUCCCUGCCUUUUUCUGUCCCUUUUUCUGUGUUUUUUGGCCGUUUUCCAUGGUUUUUGGCCGUUACCAACGUUUAAAGUGGUUUUUUUCUUGUUUGUUUCUUUUUUCUUUUUGGAUGGAACCCCAUCCAAAACUGUUCAAAAGAUUAUUCUGGUGCCCACAUUAGGACCCCACUCCAAAAUCUCCCCAAAUCCUGUUUGUUCUCCUUAUUUCUCUUAUUUUAUUGCGUUUUUGGGGUUGAAAUGGCUUUUUGGGGGCGGUUAAAUGUUUAAAAGGAGUUUUGGUGGGUCUUGAUGCUCUCUGAAACCCCCAAAAUCCUCAUUUAUUCCCAUUUUCUCUUCCAAUUUGUUGCAUUUUUGGGGGAGUCUCGAUGCAGGAGCCCCAAACCCCCCUCAGACCACCCCAAAUCCCCCUUUUAACGCCCAUUUCCCCAUUUUUGUGAGUUUAACGAUUUCAAAGGUUUUUUGGGGGGGGUUUGAAGACCCCCCUCCCCCCCCGUCCCAGGCACCCCCUUUUUGGGCAGAACCCGGGGGGCUGAGCCCCUCCCUAUAAAUAUGAACCCCAAGAUGUUGUUCCAAUAAAGUGCUGGAGCCGGA